GUCAGAUGUCGAGCAAUUUUAAAGUCUAGCAAAAGACGUAAAUAAAGUCAAAUUUAGUCAAACAAAUUGUAAUAGUACUUUGCUUUGUCAAUUUUGUGUAACAAAAAGAAGUGCACAUAGCUGAAGGUUAUUAAACGAGUACUAUUGAUUCGUGACUGUAGCUGACGACAUCGACAUGGAGAACAAAUCGUCUGUUUCGGCACUCCAGGAAUUUUGUUCUCAAGCAAAAACUGGGAACCCCUUUUAUGAUUAUAUUGAUGGUGAAGAAGGUGGCUACAUAUGCAAAGUCGUUCUAAUGGAUGUCGAAGCCUAUGGAAAUGGGCGAUCGAAGCGCGAUGCAAAGCACUUGGCCGCCACUAAUAUAAUGAGAAAGCUGCCGAAUCUUGCCGGCUCUGGCCUAGCUGCUGGCAGCGAUGCAGAUGGCAGCGACAACUUUAAUGUCAACAAAAAAGCAGAGGAGUUGACGAACAUGAAUCGUGACAUGCUGAAGGAGCUGCGCGACUAUUGCGUGCGUCAAGAUAUGCCGCUGCCGACCAUUGAGAUUGUGCAGCAAAGCGGGACGCCAAGUGCUCCCGAGUUUGUCGCCUGCUGCUCGGUGGCUUCCAUCAAGCGCUACGGCAAAUCAGAUAAGAAGAAGGAUGCACGUCAGCGCGCUGCAAUUGAAAUGCUUUACGUCAUUUCAGAAGAUGCGAAUAGAGCUAAUGCCGGUAAUCAGCUGGUAGACCCCAAAAUGAAAAACGCCAGCGAUCUGGAAGACACCUUGGAGGAUGCGGAAUCCGAGCGUCGUCGCAAGUUCAAAACAUUUCGUGAACUGACCGAUGCCGGCGACGACGAUAACUUGGCGAUUAAAAUAUGUGAUCGGCACAAAUACUUUAAAACAUAUUAUUCCCAUCUGAAGGAGGCUGCUUUUGAGGCAAUCAAUUCCAAUGAGUAUGUUUCGUCCAAGGCACAAUCCAUGGCCAUCCUGGAUGCACUUAAGUUGACGUCACGAACUACAAGACUGGAGUCAGAAUCUUUGGAGCCAGUUCUGAUGAUCGAACUGAUUUGCGACUAUGAUGCCUGUUUUGUAGGAUUGGAGAGCGAGAUCUACCAGCAAAUUAUCGACUACUUUCGAAUAAUGUUAUUUUAGAGUGUUCUGUUUAACAAGUAUAUUAACUAAUAUUUAAAUUGCAAAAAAGAGAAAACGAAAACAGGAAGAAGUGUCUGCAUUUCUUCAUACAUGUAUGUUAUAGGCUACAAGUAAUAAAUACAUGUAUUUGUAAAUACAAA
Messenger RNA from Drosophila grimshawi, 1269 nucleotides. RefSeq lists its product as uncharacterized. The coding region runs from base 176 to 1129 and encodes 317 amino acids. Lineage: Eukaryota; Metazoa; Arthropoda; Insecta; Diptera; Drosophilidae. The record is from RefSeq and is a predicted model, not a curated record. The transcript is spliced from 2 exons.